Anopheles coustani is the source of this 2852-nucleotide messenger RNA. RefSeq names its product calcium uniporter protein, mitochondrial (gene MCU). Gene Ontology annotation, biological process: mitochondrial calcium ion homeostasis; calcium import into the mitochondrion. Gene Ontology annotation, molecular function: calcium channel activity; uniporter activity. Bases 670 to 1965 code for a protein of 431 amino acids. The record is from RefSeq and is a predicted model, not a curated record. NCBI's taxonomy places the organism in Eukaryota, Metazoa, Arthropoda, Insecta, Diptera, Culicidae. Gene Ontology annotation, cellular component: mitochondrial inner membrane; uniplex complex. The transcript has 8 exons.
CGUUCGAGGCGACCACACCACAGCAAGUGCGAUUGCUUGUCAAGCAGGAGAUUCCCUUGUACAAUUUCACCUGAGCAGCGCAGGUGGUGUGAGAGGUGGGUUCGAGGGGCGAGGCAAAAGGUAUCCGCGUUUUCACAGGCUCCGUAGCAGGUGUUGUUCCAGGAGUGUAGGAACCGGAUGUGUUUAGGAGCUUUUCGUCCUUCCCGUGUGGGUGUGUGUGUGUGUGUGUUUUUGUGAAUCAAAUAUCCUGUGGAAUCCUAGUGUUUGCUCUAACAGAACGACCUGUAACGUGCGCGGUUUGAAGCGCUCCCAUUGACCCCGAUGCUAGUGGUGCAGUGUUUUCCACUCUACUAAAGUGCGUGGUGUGUGUGUGCGAGUGUGUGAGCGUGUGUGUGUGUGUGUGUUCCUGGCGCCAAUUGUGUUUUUAAGGGGGAGGGGAAAAGUUUUUGUGAGUUUUUAAAGGGAGCCACAGUGCGCCACCAGAGUGUUGUGUUUGUUUGUUAUCAACGGCGCGUGAUUUUUCCUGUCAUUCCUUCGCCCCUUUUCCGUGAUUAGUGAUUAGUUUCCGAUCGGAGGAAAAGAAACCCGACUAAGCAUCAGACGCCGGCAAAGCUUCAGCACUACUUUAGUACGGUUUUUAGGUGAAGAGAGCGCGCGAGAAAAGUAGAAAUGGCCGCACCGAGGGUAGCCUCCACCGGGGGAUUUUUCGUGAACCAGAUGCUUAUGUUCUGGCCGGAGCGACUGGCCGCCGGUGCAAGCCGGUCGACGUCGAGUACGUUGCUUGCCAGCUUAGCUAGACAUCAAUUGCUGCAAAAGAAACCACUGGUUUUGGACGUAAGCCGUCGUUUCUCCACCGCCGCCGCAGCCAGUGGAUACAGCAAUAAGAGCUAUAAAAGCAACCGGAAAAGCAGCAUAAUCCACGGAGUAGGAUACCGCGAAUACAACACCUCUAGCAGCCGCAGUGCAAGCAGCAGCGGCAGCAGCAACCUCAGUAGCACCAGCACCGGUACCAGCAAAGCCGACAUCAUCUCCCCUGAAGAAGUAACCGUCCGGUACAAUCGAGGGUUGCCCAACGUCACCGUGCCACUGCCAUCCCGGAACGAACGCUGCCAGUUCACGCUGCGACCGGUGACGCACUCCGUCGGCGACUUUCUCGAGAUGCUGAAGGUGGAGGACCGCGGCAUUGACCGGGCGGCCGUGCUGAACCGCGAGGGCGUCCGGAUAGCGGCCGCCUGCUCCAUCGAGAACCUGAUGGCCGACGAUUUCUGGCUGCAUCUGAACGACAGACAAUACUACGUUAAGCCACCGAAACGUGAAAAAAUUACCUCAGAAGAAAUCACUAGACUAGGGGACGUCCAGGCACUCGUGGCGCAGCUCUACGAGGCCCUGCACGUGGGCGAACAUCAGAUUCACAAGGAGCGAGAACUGAACGGCAAGCUGGAGGAGCUGACCGUGAAACUCGGACCACUGGAGGAGAAAAAGAACGAACUGGACCAGAUCGCCGCACGGAAAACGAACGUUCUGACCUGGGUCGGUCUGGGACUGAUGUCGGUACAGUUCGGUGUGCUCGCCCGGCUAACGUGGUGGGAGUACUCCUGGGAUAUUAUGGAACCGGUGACGUACUUCGUGACGUACGGUACGGCCAUGGCUGCGUACGCGUACUUUGUUCUCACGAAGCAGGAGUACCUCCUGCCGGACGUGAAAGACCGCCAGCAUCUGAUCACGCUGCACAAGGCGGCAAAGAAGGCCGGCAUCAAUCUGGCCGAAUAUAAUGACAUCAAACGACAGAUCGCGGAAAUCGAACACGAUCUACGCCGGCUGCGGGACCCCCUGUACAUGCAUCUGCCGGCGCCACCGCCGAAAAGCAAAACGUACAGCGCGACCGAGAUCGCACUCUCGAAGAAGCAGAAGAAGGCCGCCUUCGAGGCUUCGCUGGGCGUUCCCGGGAGCACCGGUCAGCAGUAGGAAGCUGAAUGGUUGACUUUGCAACACGGCUACUAGCUGCUACUAGACCGCAGACGAACGACCAGCGAUAUUUGUGGUUGCGAAAACAAACAAAAGACGCAGGAUAAAAUGUCCUUUCGUCGUACCGUCGGUGGGCAGACGGAAUGGAAGGUGAAGAAAGGAGAACAAAAAAACUCAAAGCAACAGCAGAUGAUAGAGAAUAACGAUUGAAUCGAAAGUUAGAUAGAAGGAUUAUGACGAGCUGAGCAGAUUUCAUCCUCGGUCCAAGGAUGGCAACGGUUGUAACAAGUGGGUUCGGUGCAGCACAAUCCAAAACAAUCAAUUUCUUCAACCCAUGAACAAUGGCCGAACGGACAGAAGAUUACUACAAGCGCACAAAAAUGCAAAAGUCACACAAAACACAUAACACUAAGCGCAAUAGCAAAACGUUUGAUAACAUGAAAACAGCAAAACCGAGCAGGAGACAAACCGUCGGCCAUCGAUUGUGAAACCUGCCUCCAAUCCUCAUCCCUAAAACAAAAGAAAAAACCUAAUGGCCCGAGAUUCGUUUCGUAACCAUCGAUCUAGCACAAACUGACGCACCCCGCAAAAUGUAAAGAAACGCCUCACUUUCUCUACUUGUUUGCCGUACUAAAACCAUGUGCACCGACCGGAAAUAUUUACGGGUUGCCCGUAAGCUCAAGGUUUUGUAUCGCUAAUGUUUUAUUUAAUACUUACUAAGCCCGUACUUAUGGCACAACCACACCCUGGCUGCUUAAGUUGAUAACAACGGCAAAAGGGGUUUAUCCCCGUCGACACCUCCCUCGGACGUUCUUAACUAUGUAAUGGAAAUUUACGUUCUCAAUGAUGUGUUGUUAUCGUUUUUUAAAAACGUUUAUCCGAGCCCG